CCACUGGUUUUUUUUCCAGCGAAACACAUCAUAAGGUGCACCUACUUUUACAUCGUCCCUGUUUUGCCUCUUCUAACACUAGUGUGGCGUGGCAUCAUCACUGUUCGUUGUUACUCAUGAAGUCGCUUACAAUCUUCAAUUCCAAAACCAUUCCCUUCAGAAUCCUCAACCUCAACUCACUCUCUCACUCCCAAUCACGCUCUUUCUCCCUUCGCGUUUCCACCCCACCACUCACUGAAUCCUCAAUCCUUCAUUCCAUCGAAUCUUCUCAGUGGCAUUUCAUCGAACACCUUGCCCCUCACUUCACCCCUUCCCUCCUCUCCUCCAUUCUCACUUCCCUUCACCUGAAACCAGACCACGUUCUCACCCUCCUCACCCACCUCCACAACCACCCUCACUCCCUUGACCUCACCACCCGAUGCCUCGCCGUCUGCAUCCUCUACCGCCUCAAAUCCCACAAACACUCCCUCCACAUCCUCAACCCCCUCAUCCACACCGCCAACCCCGCCACGAUUCUCGACGAAUUGGCACGUGCCCGCGAACGUCUCAAUGUUGGCACCACCGUCGUAUUCGAUCUUCUCAUCAGGGCUUAUUGUGAACUCAAGAAGCCUAAUGAGGCUCUGGAGUGUUUCUACUUGAUGAAGGAAAAAAAGGUUCUGCCUAAGAUUGAUACUUGCAAUCAGAUGUUGAGUUUGUUCCUCAAGUUGAAUAGAAUCCAGAUGGCCUGGAUUCUGUAUGCUGAGAUGUUCAGGAUGCAGAUUAAGUCGAGUUUGCGCACUUUCAACAUUAUGAUUAAUGUUUUGUGUAGAGAAGGGAAGUUGAAAAAGGCUAAGGAGUUUAUUGGGCACAUGGAGGCUCUUGGGGUGAAGCCUGAGGUUGUUACUUAUAAUACAGUCAUACAUGGGCAUUGUGUGAGAGGGAAGUUUGAAGCAGCUCGUGAGAUGUUUAAGACAAUGAAAGAUAAAGGACUAGAACCAGAUUCUUACACCUGUAAUUCUUUCAUUUUUGGGAUGUGUAAAGCAGGAAGGCUUGAGGAGGCAUCUGAUUUACUUCGCAAUAUGUUAAAGUUUGGAUUGGUGCCGAAUGCAGUUACGUAUAAUGCCUUGAUUGAUGGGUUCUGCAACAAAGGGGAUCUGGAUAAAGCUUUUGCAUAUAGGGAUGAGAUGAUAAGUAGAGACAUAGUGCCAUCUCUUGCUACUUACAAUUUGUUUAUUCAUGCGAUGUUCAUGGAAGGGAAGAUGGGGGAAGCUGAGAAUUUGAUUGAAGAAAUGCGAGAAAAAGGAAUGAAGCCUGAUGUUUUUACUUAUAACAUAUUGAUUAACGGGUAUUGCAGAUGCGGGGACGCGAGGAAAGCCUUCAGCCUUUAUGAUGAAAUGGUGGGGAAAAGGAUUCAGCCCACACUGGUAACAUAUACAUCACUUAUAUAUGUUUUGGGUAGAAAGAGUAGAAUGAGGGAGGCGGAUUACUUGUUUAAGCAGGCUCAGAAACAAGGCCUUUUGCCAGAUAUCAUAAUGUUUAAUGCAUUGAUCGCCGGUCACUGUGCAAAUGGUAAUAUUGAUCGUGCAUUUCAACUCUUAGGAGAGAUGGAUAAUGCGAAGGUCCUUCCUGAUGAAGUCACUUAUAAUACCUUGAUGCAAGGGUACAGCAGGGAGGGGAAAGUGGAGGAGGCUCGGAAACUUCUUGAUGAGAUGAAGAGAAGGGGGAUCAAGCCUGAUCAUAUUAGUUACAAUACACUCAUUAGUGGUUAUAGUAAACGAGGUGAUGUGAAGGAUGCGUUAAGAGUUCGUGAUGAAAUGACGAAGAUAGGAUUUGACCCUACGAUUCUCACUUACAAUGCUCUUAUAAAAGGCUUGUGCAAGAACCGUGAAGGUGAGCACGCUGAAGAGCUCCUCAAAGAAAUGGUUAGUAAAGGCAUUACUCCUGAUGACAGUACCUACCUAUCUUUAAUUGAGGCCAUGGAGACUGCUGAUGACCUGGUGGGAAAUGAUGGUGAGUGAAUUUGCACUUAUCUUCAUUUACUUGAAAUUGAAUGGAGAAAGGGAUGUACUAGAAGAAAAUAAGUUAUUCAGGGACUAUGUGGAAAGUUCUAUCUUUGAAGUUCGGACACAAGUGUCUUGCCAUUUCUGAUUCUAAAAGCUGUGUCAUUGAGCAAACAUGUGACUGUACAUGAAGAACAAGAUAAUGGAGUUUAGGCUGAAGUGGAAGUUGAGAUACUUGAUCAGCUUAAAGCUAGCAGGAUGAAGAAAAUUACUUUCAAGAAUCAAGGAGAACUCGAAGUGAUAUUUUUAUGUGCAGAUUUAAAAAUAGAUCCAUAUGUUGCCCGAGAGAGCAGUGUGGCACAUUGAUUGAUUUUGAAGACACUAAACCAGCUGACACGAACAAUCAUAUAGCAAAAGCAUAAGUUCUCCUCAUGUCCAUUAUGUUGUAUUUUAAAGUGAAGAAUGAUGGUUCUUUGUGCUCCUCUCAUGAAGGGUAUAGCUCUUAGUAUGUUAAGUAUUUGUUGCUACUAAAUUGAUAUUGAGAGAUGGUGUUAUGGAGCUAUUAUGCAGCAAUUGAGGAAUUAUUGACAUCUUGGUUCAAAUAUACCUAGCAUUUAAGCAGUUGAGGAAGUAUUUGGUUUAAAUUGGUAGGAAUUAUUGAUGAAUGUUCUUAUGAUAUUUCAUUAUGCAAAAGCUGGUUUAUCAGACACCUUUGUCUCUCAAAACAAUUUCAUGGGUCUUCCUAUACUGGCUUUUAGAGGUGGUGCUAUUAUAAAAAGUUUUAGUGAUGUAUAUGAUUGUAAAACUUUGAUUUUGCAUGCUGUGUACAUGGAAUCUUCAUUUUCUCUGUGAUCUCUUAAGUGGUAAUUAAAGAUAUGUUGCGGCUUCCUCAAGUGGAACAAUGUACUGCUUUGGAGUUCUCUAUUCCCAUUUGGGUUUUCUUUUCGUGUAUGUUAUCAGUUUAGUUUUUUGUUAAUGUUUCA
Messenger RNA from Lotus japonicus, 2962 nucleotides. RefSeq names its product pentatricopeptide repeat-containing protein At2g15630, mitochondrial-like. NCBI's taxonomy places the organism in Eukaryota, Viridiplantae, Streptophyta, Magnoliopsida, Fabales, Fabaceae. The transcript is spliced from 3 exons. The record is from RefSeq and is a predicted model, not a curated record. Bases 117 to 1997 code for a protein of 626 amino acids. Gene Ontology annotation, molecular function: protein binding.